CCAAACACCUCGCUCUCUCUCACUCUUCGCUUUGCGGAAUAUCUCUUUGCCUCAUCAUGACUCUGGAAGAAGUGCAGAUCCAGGCCGCCUCUCCCUGCACCGGCCAGGCGCUGGUGGACGUGCUGGAGACGGCCAAAGACAACAACUGCCUGACCGUGGGCGUGUACGAGUGCGCCAAAGUCAUGAACCUAGACCCGGACAGCGUGUCCUUCUGCGUCCUGGCUAUGGACGAGCAGUUCCAGUGGGACGUGGCUCUGCAGAUCCACUUCACUCUCAUCCAGUCCUUCUGCUUCGACAACGACAUCAGCAUCGUGCGCGUGAGCGACCGCCAGCGUCUGCACGAGCUGGUGGGGCGCAAAGAGGAGGAGGCGCACUGCGUCCUGAUCACGGGGCCGUGCGAGGGCUCCUGGGACGACCCGUCUCUGGAGAAGCUGCGUGUGUUCUGUGAGGAGAGCCGCGCCCUCAACGACUGGCUGCCCGAGAUCAGCCUGCCCGCGCGCUGAGCUCUAACCCUGAUGCCCUACCCUGGUCUACAGGCUGUUUAUCUCUGCUCCUGAUAUCAUCAGGAUGUCUGCUCAUACUCCUCUGAGGAGGACGCCCCACGCACGCACGGCGCCCGGUCCGAGCUCGUGCACGUGGCCUCGUGCACGCGCGCGCCACACGCCCCGGUUCUUUCUGUGAGCCGGGCGGCGCCGCGGGCCACACUGACCCUCAUUCUUUGUGCGGAUGAGGUUUGGAGAGAAAGGAGAAGCCCCGUCUCGAC
Periophthalmus magnuspinnatus is the source of this 763-nucleotide messenger RNA. Its product is annotated as growth arrest and DNA damage-inducible protein GADD45 gamma-like. Gene Ontology annotation, biological process: regulation of cell cycle. Lineage: Eukaryota; Metazoa; Chordata; Actinopteri; Gobiiformes; Gobiidae. The transcript has 2 exons. Gene Ontology annotation, cellular component: cytoplasm; nucleus. Bases 57 to 503 code for a protein of 148 amino acids. The record is from RefSeq and is a predicted model, not a curated record.